GUCGAGGACAAAGCAGUGAGUCAUUUGGCACUCAUCAGCAUUUGAAGAGACUUGGAGCACCUUAAACCUGCCGCUUUACGCCGGCAGAUGUAAGGGCUCUCAGUGAUGAGCGCACUUUGGCAUCGCUGUCUCCUGGUGCGAAUCAGCAAUCACAACCGUCUGCAGAUGCGCUUCACUUAGCCGUCGGGAUGUGAAAAUCACACUCAAAGUUGGUACUGCUGCUGUGUCCCAUCUUGCUGUGUUCAAGCUGAAAUUGUUCUUUCAUUUAACUGGAGCACCGUGGAUACUGCCCACUGUUAGUCUACCACAUUUCAAGGAGAGGUGGUUUCAUACCCCAAUAUUUAAGAAAAUGGACUUGCAAACUACAUUUUGUCUCGCUGCUCCGGAUGUGUUAAAACCUUUUGACGUUAAAGUAAUAAUGUAUAAAAAUGUAUUUCUGUAAUAGCUGAGGAGUCAGUUUUAACAUCAGGUAACAUUUCCUUGAUGGAUCACCUGAUUUAAGCACAGUAGGUUUUUUCUGCAUAUAUUAAGCCUCUCUCUGUGUGCUUCUGCAUGCAUCUUGUAGUUUUAUUUUUCUUGAUGCAUUGCCAACGUAAUGGCUCAUUUGCCAGAGGCAUCAUCAUUCAAAUUAUGUUUUGACAAGACAGACUUAAUGUGAUCAUUACUCUAAUGGCUUUUAUGCGAAUGCCCUGAUGCCCUUUUUUCUCCUGUGGUGAAUUCAAAUAGGUGUGUUUUUUUACCUUUGCUGUACUGGACAGUGUCAAUAGUCAGCAUAGUAUUGGAACAGAUGGUUCCUGUUCUGGACAGUAUGACCCCAGCGCCUCUAACUCAGAACUGCUCUAACAGCAGCCAGGUAUUAGUCCCCGAGCUUAACAUAGUCAAAGCUGUGGUUUUAGGGUUUGUGCUCGGUGUUUUCAUCAUGUUUGGAGUUGUGGGAAACAUCCUGGUAAUCCUCUCAGUAGUUUGCCAUCGACAUCUCAGGACAGUCACACAUUAUUUUAUUGUUAACCUGGCAGUGGCAGACCUGCUGCUGAGCUCCACUGUGCUGCCUUUCUCUGCCAUUUUUGAGAUUCUGGAUCGUUGGGUGUUUGGUCGGGUCUUCUGUAAUGUUUGGGCAGCUGUGGACGUGCUCUGCUGCACCGCCUCCAUCAUGAGCCUCUGCGUGAUCUCCGUGGACCGUUACAUUGGAGUCAGUUAUCCUCUAAGAUACCCAUCCAUAGUGACAAAACACAGGGCUUUCCUUGCAAUGAUGCUCUUGUGGGUCCUGUCUCUCAUCAUUUCCAUUGGACCCUUGUUUGGCUGGAAAGAGCCGCCACCGGAGGACGAAUCCAUUUGUAAGAUCACAGAGGAGCCAGGGUACGCCAUCUUCUCCGCUGUGGGCUCCUUCUACCUCCCUCUGGCCAUCAUACUGGUCAUGUACUGUCGAGUUUAUGUGGUGGCUCACAGAGAGAGCCAGGGCCUGAGAGAGGGCCACAAGACAGAGAAGUCCCACUCAGAGCGGGUAAUACUCAGGAUACACCGGGGCAACGCUACUGUUUCAGAGGAUGAGGCCCUUCGGAGCCGAACACAUUUUGCUCUACGUCUACUGAAGUUUUCACGUGAAAAAAAAGCUGCUAAAACGCUGGGCAUUGUGGUUGGCUGCUUUGUCUUGUGCUGGCUGCCCUUCUUCCUCGUGCUUCCCAUUGGCUCCAUGUUCCCUGCAUACAGACCUUCAGACACUGUUUUCAAGAUAACCUUCUGGCUCGGCUACUUCAACAGCUGCAUCAAUCCCAUCAUAUACCCAUGCUCCAAUCAGGAGUUUAAGAAAGCUUUCCAGAGAUUACUAGGAGUUCACUGCUUGAGAAAGACCCCCAGACCACCUCAUCUCACUGCAGGUCAGAUUCCACCACAGAGUCAAAGCCAAUCCCUGACUCUGGGAUUGGACAGCAGGGGGGCGCCCUGUCGGCUCAGCCCCUCCUCUUCAAUGGCCCUGUCCAGAACCCCAUCCUCCAGGGACAGCAGAGACUGGAGGAUGUUUUCCGGCAGCAGUCACACAGGCACAUCAGGACCGGCCGAGACCAGCAGGACUAAAGUGGCCAAGUUCUGCAGUAAAAGCUUCCAGCAGACAUGUUGCUGUGUCCUCGGUGGUGGGACUCCCACCGAGGAGUCAAACGGUGCCCACCCCUCUCCAGUCGGAAAACUUCCCACCAUUAAAAUCCAUCAACUGUCCCUGUCUGAAAAAGGAGAUCCUGUAUAACCACUGUAAUCCUUCAUCCAUUAGUCAUGACUCCCUUUUGAAGGUCACGGAUGAAAAUAUGUCUCCGCUACUCCUCGACAAAGGAUGUGAUGGAUGCUUUUAAAGUUGAAUGGAAAUAUCUCCCCUUUGAUAUCAUUUCCAUAUUUUUCUUGAAAUUGAAAAAAACUGAAGAACAUAUCACAUUUGCUGCAUUCAAACUCUGACAUCUACUUUAAAGCCCUUUAUACGCUGCAAAAUACUGCUUAUAUUUAUCUAUUAGUUACUUUAAAAAUUACUUUAUAACAUGGUGUUAAAUCUUACAUGACAUGUUGGAAGUGUACAGAAAAGGGAUCUGGCAAGUACUCACCUGACAUGGAUUAAAAGAGGAAAAAAUCCAUUGUAAAGAAGCUGUGAAAGUAUUUCCUCAAGUGGACCAAAAUACGUCUAUCCUGUUUACCUGUUUUAUAUGAACCACAAGCACUUUAAAUGUAAAAUAUAUGGAAAUAUAAAGCUUUUAUAUGUUGCAUGAGAUAGACAAAUGUUUGCUGGCCAGUGGCGCUCCUGAGGUUUGCCCAGUGAUGCUGUUCCUGUUGUUGAAAUGUUUGUGCACUAUACACAUUAAGUACCAAGAAAACUUGUGUACUUCCAUGUCACAUUACAAUAAAUUUCUAUGACAUAUUCCUGACAAGGGAUUCAUAAGGACAA
Sphaeramia orbicularis (orbiculate cardinalfish) is the source of this 2920-nucleotide messenger RNA. It is a transcript of the gene adra1aa, whose product is annotated as adrenoceptor alpha 1Aa. Gene Ontology annotation, biological process: adenylate cyclase-activating adrenergic receptor signaling pathway; positive regulation of cytosolic calcium ion concentration; phospholipase C-activating G protein-coupled receptor signaling pathway. Gene Ontology annotation, molecular function: alpha1-adrenergic receptor activity. The transcript is spliced from 3 exons. NCBI's taxonomy places the organism in Eukaryota, Metazoa, Chordata, Actinopteri, Kurtiformes, Apogonidae. The record is from RefSeq and is a predicted model, not a curated record. Bases 788 to 2236 code for a protein of 482 amino acids. Gene Ontology annotation, cellular component: plasma membrane.